CAAAUGGCAUUUAACGGCUCAGAACAGGCGGAGACACCGGAGGAGGCAGCACGCAAGCUGGGAAGCACUUCUGUCGCUUCACAUCUCGACGAAUCCCACAUAUGCACACAGGAUUGGACUAGUAUACUUAAUUCCGACUGAAAUCAAUGAAGGAGAGACGCUCGUGUCAAAAACUAUCUCUGAAAUCCGGCAUGGAUCCCAGUCAGAGUGUAAAGUGUAAGAUAGUGGUGGUGGGAGACAGCCAGUGCGGGAAGACUGCCCUGCUUCACGUGUUCGCCAAGGACUGUUUCCCCGAGAGCUAUGUCCCCACAGUGUUUGAAAACUACACAGCCAGUUUUGAAAUCGACACGCAGAGGAUUGAGCUCAGUUUGUGGGACACCUCAGGAUCUCCGUACUACGACAAUGUGAGGCCUCUCUCCUAUCCCGACUCUGACGCGGUCCUCAUCUGUUUCGACAUCAGCCGCCCUGAAACACUCGAUAGCGUACUGAAAAAGUGGAAAGGGGAGAUCCAGGAGUUUUGUCCCAACACUAAGAUGUUGUUGGUUGGAUGCAAGUCAGACCUGCGCACCGACCUGAGCACACUGGUGGAGCUUUCCAACCACAGACAGACACCAGUCUCUUAUGACCAGGGUUCCAACAUGGCCAAGCAGAUCUCGGCGCCCUACAUCGAGUGCUCGGCUCAGCAGUCAGAGAACAGCGUCAGAGACAUUUUCCACGUGGCCACACUGGCUUGCAUCAACAAAAAUAGCAAAAACGUCAAGCGCAGUAAGGCCACCCGCGGCAACAAGAGGAUCUCACACAUGCCAAGUAGGCCCGACCUGGCGGCUGUGGCCUCGGACCUUCGGAAGGACAAAGCCAAAAGUUGCUCGGUGAUGUGACUGAUCAGACUGAGGGGGAUUAGACUGAGAAUGAGGACAGCGCACAGUGCCAGCAGGAAGCUAUGGGGCAACUCUCAUUCCUGCAUGCUAAAGACCCCUUAUUUUUCUGGAAAGGGGUUUUAUAAGCUUCAAUUCGUGUACAUGUUACUGGAAUACUCUGUACCAGUGAAAACUCAAUGCGUAGUAGCAUCCCAAUCCAUG
Molecule: messenger RNA, 1079 nt
Organism: Etheostoma spectabile (orangethroat darter)
Lineage: Eukaryota; Metazoa; Chordata; Actinopteri; Perciformes; Percidae
Gene: rnd3a
Product: Rho family GTPase 3a
Exons: 5
Coding region: 147-878 (243 amino acids)
Biological process (GO): small GTPase-mediated signal transduction
Molecular function (GO): GTP binding; GTPase activity
Source: RefSeq, a predicted model, not a curated record